Molecule: messenger RNA, 2447 nt
Organism: Daucus carota subsp. sativus
Lineage: Eukaryota; Viridiplantae; Streptophyta; Magnoliopsida; Apiales; Apiaceae
Product: VIN3-like protein 2
Exons: 4
Coding region: 467-2266 (599 amino acids)
Biological process (GO): epigenetic regulation of gene expression; vernalization response
Molecular function (GO): protein binding
Source: RefSeq, a predicted model, not a curated record
ACUCUGACAUUCAUGGAUAUAUAUUUAUUUCACUCUCUUUCUUCCCUUUUUUAACCCCCCCUUCUCUCUCUCUCUCUCUCCCCUUCUCCCACACACACCCUCUCUCUCUCUCUCUCUCCCUCCCUCUCUCCCCCUCUCUCCCUCUCUCCCCUCCUCUCUCUCUCUCCCCUCCUCUCUCUCUCCCCCCCCCUUCUCCCUCUCUAACACACACCCUCUCCCUCCCUCCAUCUCUCUCUCUCUCUCUCUCUCUCUCUCUCUCUUCGUACUCUCCUCCCAUCUCUCUCCCCUUCUCUCUCUCCUUCCCCACACACAUAUUUUCUCCCUCUCUUUCUCUCUCCCACACACAUCCUCUCUCCCCGUCACACACGCACACACAUAAUAUAAGGUCUUCUUCAUCAGCCCUUGGUUUGAUAAAGUGUAUCUCUCUCACUACCCGACCCCUCUUCAUAUAAUUCUCUCUAAACAAAUGUGGAAAUCUUAUAAAGAAAAGAUGUAUUCCGGCAUGGAAUCUGCAUUCUCAGGUUUUAAAUUUGAUCCCCAGUUGAGCUUGGGGGAGAAAAGACAACUUGUUCAUGAAAUUGCCUUAUGGUCAGAAGAUGCCCAAAUGAUUUUAAGUUCAUUGACUCGCAGAGAGCUUCUUGAAAUCAUAUGUGCUGAGAUGGGUCAAGAGAGAAAGUAUAGUGGUUAUAGCAAAAAUCAAAUGAUAGAGCACCUUCUGAAGUUAAUUUAUAAGAAUUAUGGGAAGACUGAUAAAUAUACCCUCAACUCAACUGAAAAUGGAUGCAAAAGGCAGAGGACGCAAGAGCAGCUAUGUCACACACCAGUUCGAUCUGAGAAUGAUCCACAAGAAAACAUGGAAGCGGAAAUUAAAGUCUCACUUUGUGAAAAUUUAGCAUGCAGAGCUGCGAUGGGGCAGGGAGACAAAUUUUGCAAGAGAUGUUCUUGCUGCAUCUGUCAUAAGUAUGAUGAUAAUAAGGACCCGAGUCUAUGGUUGACCUGUGAGUCUGAUGCUUCGGACAGCUGGGAAUCUUGUGGAGUGACAUGUCAUUUGGAAUGUGCUUUGAAACAUGAACAAACAGGCAUAUAUAAGAAUGAAUGUCGUUCCAAGUUGGAUGGAGGGUUCUAUUGUGUUACCUGUGGAAAAACUAAUGGGCUGAUGAGAACCUGGAAGAAACAACUGUUGAUUGCGAAAGAGGCACGCAGAGUUGAUGUACUUUGUCUUCGAGUCUCUCUUAGCUGCAAGAUCCUUAGAGAAACUGAGAAAUAUAAGGAAUUGCUUACCAUUGUUGAGUCAUGUGUGAAGGCACUCGAGAAUGAAGUGGGUGCUCUUGAGCAAGCUGCCAAAAAGAUGGAUCGCCAUAUUGUCAACAGGCUGUCUUGUGGCAAUGAAGUUCAGAAGUUAUGCACUUAUGCAGUGGAAGUCUUUGAUUCAAUGUCACCAGACCAAUGGUUUUAUCAUAUUGAUCAAAAAGGGCCACCAACCUGUAGGAUUCAUUUUCAAGAAUCAUAUCCGAACUCUGUAGUCGUCGUCCUAGACUACAAGAAACAUCUGUUCAAAAAUUUCUUGGGUUGCAGAUUAUGGCAUCGAAAAUCUGCUGCCACAGAAUAUCCAAAAGAAGCAACUUCAAUUGUACUGAUGCCAGGGAAGACAUUCAAGCUCACUAAUCUCGAUCCAUCAACUGAAUACAUGUUCAAAGUAUCCUUCUUUAGCGACGCAGAAGUUUUGGGUCCAUGGGAAGCUAAAUGGGUCACACCGACAUCAAUUGGAAGCCCCUCGUCCAACAACAAACCAGGAGAAAGGAAACAUACAAUGAACUCUGGUGAAUCUAAAACAGCUUUGAUUUGCAAUCUUGAAAAGCUUCCCUCGUCGAAUAGCAUUAAUGAAAGCAAGAAUCAUAGCUCCCCUGCACAGGAUAACUCUUCCACAAGCCCUAAACUAAAUCCUCCUGUAACCCCUUUCACAUCUGAGAAAGCAUGUUGCCCAGGAUGGAACAAACAACCGCAGGAGAGUGAUUACGAACACUCAGUAAGGGUUGUCAGAAAGUUGGAACAAGAGGGGUACUUGGACAAAGACUUCAGAGUAAAGUUCUUGACCUGGUUCAGCUUGAAAGCCACUGCACAAGAGAGAAGAGUGAUUAGUGUUUUUGUCGACACCCUAAUCGAAGACCCUUCAAGCUUGGCUGGGCAGCUUAUUGAUGCUUUUACAGAGAAAAUUUACGGACAGCAGAAAGAGGUAUCACAUUGUUGUUCUAAAAUGUGGAAGUGACUCUUGGAAGACCUGCAAAUCAAAUCUUCUUCCUUUAGGUAAUUGUAGUUAAAAUUGGUUGUUUUAGAGUUAAUGUUGCGUUGCUUAGCAGAAAACAUUGAUGUUAUUAGAAUCAUUAGUAUCGAACAGUUUCUUUGCCAAGGCUUUCUAUUUUUAAUCUAGGAAAUCAGUUCUACUCUUA